Molecule: messenger RNA, 942 nt
Organism: Talpa occidentalis (Iberian mole)
Lineage: Eukaryota; Metazoa; Chordata; Mammalia; Eulipotyphla; Talpidae
Product: olfactory receptor 51V1-like
Exons: 1
Coding region: 1-942 (313 amino acids)
Biological process (GO): G protein-coupled receptor signaling pathway
Cellular component (GO): membrane
Molecular function (GO): olfactory receptor activity; G protein-coupled receptor activity
Source: RefSeq, a predicted model, not a curated record
AUGCCUGCUCAACUUCAUUCCAAAAUCAGUAAUUCCACCUUUCUCCUUAUGGGUUUCCCUGGAUUUGAAAAGGAAUACCCCUGGCUCUCCAUCCCCUUCUCUUGUGUCUAUGCUAUGAUACUCUCUGGCAACUGUCUGGUGCUGCAUGUGAUCCGCAUGGAGCCGAGCCUGCAUCAGCCCAUGUUCUACUUUCUGGCCAUGCUGGCCCUCACGGACCUGUGCAUGGGGCUGUCCACAGUACACACGGUGCUGGGCACCCUGUGGGGGCUGAGCCAGGAGAUUGGUCUGGAAGCUUGCAUUGCUCAAACCUUCUUUAUUCAUGGUCUCUCGGCCAUGGAGUCUGGAGUACUUCUCGCCAUGGCCUUUGAUCGCUUUACUGCCAUCUGCAAUCCUCUGAGAUAUACUUCCAUCCUCACCAAUACCAGAAUCAUCAGCAUUGGUGCGGUUAUUCUAGGGAGGAGUUUUCUGUUGAUUCUUGCUCCCAUCAUCCGCCUGAAGUUCUUCCAUUACUGCCGCCCCCACAUCCUCUCCCACUCUUUCUGCCUGCACCAGGAUCUGCUCCGGCUGGCCUGCUCCGACAUCCGCUUCAACAGCUUCUAUGCCUUAGCCCUGGUGAUCUGUGAAUUGUUACUGGAUUCAGUGCUCAUUCUCAUCUCCUACAUCUUGAUCUUGCACUCAGUUUUGACCAUUGCAUCUCGGGAGGAGCGAAUCAAGUCCUUGCAGACCUGUGUCUCCCACAUCUCUGCAGUCUUGGUUUUCUAUGUCCCGAUCAUUGGCCUGACCAUGGUGCACCGCUUUGGGAAGCAUCUCUCACCUGUGGUCCAUGUCCUCAUGGGCAACAUCUAUAUCCUUUUCCCACCUUUGAUGAACCCUAUCAUCUACAGUGUCAAGACCCAACAAAUCCGUAGCAGGAUCCUGAGAUGGUUCACCAAACAAAACUAA